This is a messenger RNA of Colletotrichum lupini, 1005 nucleotides long. Its product is annotated as nuclear pore complex component. Bases 1 to 1005 code for a protein of 334 amino acids. The record is from RefSeq and is a predicted model, not a curated record. The transcript has 3 exons. Gene Ontology annotation, biological process: spindle pole body duplication; protein import into nucleus. NCBI's taxonomy places the organism in Eukaryota, Fungi, Ascomycota, Sordariomycetes, Glomerellales, Glomerellaceae. Gene Ontology annotation, cellular component: nuclear pore transmembrane ring; nuclear outer membrane.
AUGACGGACGGAUGUGUAGACCUGCAGAUGACUGGAACUAACUCUCGCGCAACAGGCUUUGACCCUGACUGUGGUCACCGCACGACGACCUCUAUUCCUCGAUCUCACCUCUCAAUCUUGUCAAUAUUUGCUGAAACGAUGUCUUCGUCGGCGAGCCGAGCUGCUGUCAGCACUCCCGUCAAGUCGACGCCGCAAAAGCCCACCCCUAUCGUCGACAGUCCUGGCACAUGGAGACAUCCACGCCUGAAUGAGAUCACGAGACGGCGGAACGCAACGACAUUUUCCGAAAAGAACGUUAGAAGAAUAGCUCUGAACGUCGGCUUCCUUCUCAGUCUCUGGCUGUCCCAGAUCUUUUCGCGUUCAUACGUUCCCGCACAAUGGUUUAGUAGCUCCUUGCGCUCAUAUCUGGGUUGGGCAUACUAUCUGGUCCAGCUCAUUCCGCUAGUGAACAUUGGCAUGGCUAUGCUGCCUCUACUUCGAUCGGCCGACGAUCUUUCCGACAUUCCCUUGACGCCCGCUCAGCGCCAACUUCUCGGACUGCCGCCUAGUUCUGCAGCAGCUACACCCGAUGCUGUUUACAGUACCCCGCCACGUUACUCGCGGACGCCUUCUCUGGCAGGUUCGCCCGCGAGCAACCGGAGCUUCUCUGGUUCCCCGCUUUCCGGCAGAGGCAGCCCAGCUCUUGGAAGCUCUUUCAAUGGAAACGGACAAUCUUACUCUCCUUCGCCUCUUCACAACAGCCCCUCCAAGUUCUCGGCCAGCUUGAACAGCAACCGGAGAUCGUCCUUUGGGUCUUCUACGAACCUGGCAGCAAGUACUGCAUCUUCCCUCUUCCCUGAUCCGGGAACGCCGAGCCCCUCUACCGGAAAGCGCACCAGCGUAGGACUGAACAACAAGUGGCUCUACGAGAGAGGGAGGAGGUCGUCAGGUGUCAGUGGGAUGGAUACCUUGCGAAAGGCGUUUAGGUGUAAUGUUUCUCAUGGGGUGGAGACAAAGGCUGACUAG